CCUAAUUAACUAGAAGCUGCGAGCGGUGGGGUUAAGCGCGACGCUGCGUCCCCGGCCUAGGCUCGAUCCCUAAGCUCUGAAGCAGCCCCUUAGACUUGCGGCCACAGUCUCACGCCAUGGAUCGACAUUUCUGCACUUGUCGCAAGACCCAGCUCCGGAGUGGCCUCCUGUUCCCCCUGUUUCUACUAAUGAUGCUGGCAGACCUGGCUCUCCCGGCCCAACGUCACCCCCCGGUGGUGCUGGUGCCUGGUGAUCUGGGUAACCAGCUGGAAGCAAAGCUGGAUAAGCCAAAGGUUGUACACUACCUUUGCUCCAAGAGGACGGACAGCUACUUCACCCUCUGGCUGAAUCUCGAACUGCUUCUGCCUGUUAUCAUUGACUGCUGGAUUGAUAAUAUCAGGUUGGUUUACAACAGAACAUCUCGGGCCACCCAGUUCCCCGAUGGCGUCGAUGUUCGGGUCCCUGGCUUUGGGGAAACAUUUUCUAUGGAAUUCCUAGACCCCAGCAAGAGGAAUGUGGGUUCCUAUUUCUACACUAUGGUGGAGAGCCUUGUGGGCUGGGGCUACACACGGGGUGAAGAUGUCCGGGGCGCUCCCUAUGAUUGGCGCCGAGCCCCAAAUGAAAACGGGCCCUACUUCACGGCCCUGCGAGAGAUGAUCGAGGAGAUGUCCCAGGUGUACGGGGGCCCCGUGGUGCUGGUCGCCCACAGCAUGGGCAACAUGUACGCACUCUACUUCCUGCAGCGGCAGCCGCAAGCCUGGAAGGACAAGCACAUCCGAGCCUUCGUCUCAUUGGGUGCGCCCUGGGGGGGCGUGGCCAAGACCCUGCGCGUCCUGGCCUCAGGAGACAACAAUCGCAUCCCUGUCAUUGGGCCACUGAAGAUCCGGGAACAGCAGCGAUCAGCUGUCUCCACCAGCUGGCUACUGCCAUACAACCACACAUGGUCACAUGAAAAGGUAUUUGUGUACACACCCACAACUAACUACACGCUCCGGGACUAUCACCGGUUCUUCCAGGACAUCGGCUUUGAAGAUGGCUGGUUCAUGAGGCAGGACACAGAAGGACUGGUUGAAGCCAUGACACCACCUGGUGUGGAGCUGCACUGCCUGUAUGGGACUGGUGUUCCCACACCAAACUCUUUUUACUAUGAGAGCUUUCCUGAUCGGGACCCCAAAAUCUGCUUCGGCGAUGGUGAUGGCACAGUGAACCUGGAGAGCGUCCUGCAGUGCCAAGCCUGGCAGAGCCUCCAGGAGCACAGAGUGUGGCUGCAGGAGCUCCCAGGAACUGAACACAUUGAGAUGCUGGCCAAUGCCACUACCUUGGCUUAUCUGAAACGUGUGCUUCUGGAACCCUGAUUUCCUGCGCCAGGCAGGGCUGCUGGGUGGCUGGACCACGGAGCUUCUCUUGGCCUCUGACUCGUUCACGGUCUACAAGCUUGGCAAAGUUUGUGACCAUCAUUCAAGGUCCUAAGUCUUAGGAGGAGGCAUCUGCCUCAGGGGAAUGCUGUUUCUCAACCUUCUCAUUAAUGGCCCUGAAGAAGGAAGAAGCGAGUGUGGACUCCCGAGCACAUUUGAUGGAAAGAACGCUGCUGCUGGUGGUGAACUGUGACCUCACGCUGGCUCUGGAGGCUGGAUUGUUAGGCUCUUCACCCCAGUCCCUAACUCGACCAUGCAAUCCUCUUCGCUCUCUGGUCUUUCUACUCUAGCUCCCUGGGCCCUAACCUUCCAGAGAGGGAGGUUAGUUACUGCGUUGAUGUCCUGCCAUGAAAGGGUCCACAGAGAUCCCCGGGUGACCGUGUCCCACAAGCUGGCCUCAGGUAGCCUGCUACACUGGCCAUUGGUGACUAGAGCUGCUGGCUUCCCUGUGACGUCACUGGUGGACAUUCUGAGUAUGGGGUCUCCUGGAGGCAGUCGGGUAAAUCCCUGCAGGCAGGGUAGGUGGUCGUGCUCCCCACGACUCCUCCAGGUUGGAUUCUUUACAGUCCGCUCCUACCUCUCCUAGCAGCAUCCUAGUUCUGGGUGGGACAGUGGAGGACCUCUCAGUUCCGGGGGCCAUGUCUUAGGAUUCCUGAUCUUCCUGCUUGUGACGUAGGUAGGUCCCGGUACUGAAGCUGGUUCUGUUGGUUCUGGGACUGUAGUUUAAGGGGAUGGGGCGUGGCCUAAUGCCAUGCCUUCUCUUAAGGUUCCUAGGAAGAAAGUGAGCUCAAGGGAACAACCAUGGUUGCUCAGAGCUUCCCACCAGCCACCUUCUUGAGAACUCCAUGACCACGGUGCACCCGUCUGCAGGGUCUCUCUGCCAUCCACUUGGGCUGGCACAGGGUUGAGAGGUGGUAGAGUUCCUGCCCAACACUUGCUACCACUGGGCAGCUGAACAGGUUUGCAGGAAACAGUUCAGAGCUUUGAAAGGGCUCCCUAGAGAGCAGGAACUUAAGAGUCCCAGCUAAGGGGGCUUUGUUCGUUUGCUAGCCCCAGGGAUGCCACAUGGUCUCCGCAGGGAUGGGGAGUCUGGGCCUGCCUUAGGGACAGUGGACCCGACUGUGAGCUCCGGUCAGCUUUUAAGUUGGGGUCUCAAAACCACUUGGAAGCUGGGCCACACUGCCUUCCCAAAUCGUUUCUGGCACUGGACCCCCUUGUUAAACAUUCCUAUCAUCUGUCCCUCACCUGGGGGGUGGGACCCCCACUCGGGGCCCUGAGCAAGCUGUACCUCGAUUUUUAGCAAUAAAAGUAUUCUGGAUGCUGUAA
This is a messenger RNA of Apodemus sylvaticus (European woodmouse), 2741 nucleotides long. RefSeq names its product phospholipase A2 group XV (gene Pla2g15). Gene Ontology annotation, biological process: ceramide metabolic process; phosphatidylcholine metabolic process. The transcript has 6 exons. Gene Ontology annotation, cellular component: lysosome. The coding region runs from base 117 to 1355 and encodes 412 amino acids. The record is from RefSeq and is a predicted model, not a curated record. NCBI's taxonomy places the organism in Eukaryota, Metazoa, Chordata, Mammalia, Rodentia, Muridae.